Molecule: messenger RNA, 4223 nt
Organism: Amoebophrya sp. A120
Lineage: Eukaryota; Dinophyceae; Syndiniales; Amoebophryaceae
Source: the annotation of a GenBank genome assembly
CGUAAGUACAUCAAGGUCAACAUCAAGUACCAAAACGCAGAGGAGUGUUUUUACGUACCUGAUCGAUCCUUCAAUGUUGUUGAUCAACUAGCGCCAGAAUCAUGGUCGUCGGUGAAGACGUACUAGAUUUCUUUGGAGAUAACAUUUCGCACAGCAGCACGUCCCAACCCGAAAACUCCACCCGUGUUGGUGGUUUGCCGCACCAGUCACCGGCCACCGGUACUGCUCCUACUACCACCUCUACGACCAACAUGGCAAUCGACGACUGGCUAGCAAGUUCUCCUCCGCGGAGCCAUAAAAUGCCUGCGACGACCGGAAAUAACUACACAAAGCCGGUAGCAGCUGCGUCUAGCAAUUUUGAUGACGAUUGGUUGUUCGGAUCGCUGAGUUCUUCUAGCACGGAGAAGAAGAAAAAUGAGGGGAUCAGUUCCACAGCAUCCAUGUCGACGUCCACAGGGAACAGCAGCAGCACGGGAAGAACUUCUACGCCUACCAGUGGCGCAAGUUCUUCUAUGCACCACCAGCUUCGUCCGGGCGGGGGCGGCAAUGGCAACCUCAACCACAAUCCGAGUAGUUCCUCUGCCAGUAGUUCGUCUAACUCCAGUGCUGGCCUGAGCGAUGACUACCUCUACGUCGACUCCGAGACGCAGAGUGUGCAGCUGACAGGAGGGUCGACGUCAGGGACAAGUAGAACUACAGCUCGGACGUCGGCUCCUUCUGCGCAACAGAUGGUUUCUACGCCGACCACUACUUCUGGUCGCCAACAGGAACUACAGCACGUGCACCCUCCGUCUCAAUCCUCCCGAGCAGCACAACAGCUACAUGAGGACUCAUCUUCAAAAGUCGAUCCUUUUUACAACAAUCUUUCCACAACUACAUCAAGUCGGGUGAGUUCGAAGGAAGGAAACAGCACGAAUCAAAGCUUUUCCGUGGAGGACGACGUAUGCACUGCAAAAGUACCGUACUCGUAGUACUAAUUGCUAUCAUGCAUGACAAACAUCCCUUUUUAGGUAAAUCAGCAUCACAAAUUCCAUUUUUCUUCUUGAAAAAAAUUGUGAUGCAAUUUAUACUAGUACGAUACUUUUGCAAUGCAUACGACGAUGUGGGGUACGAUGUGAACAUCAAGUUGGAGCAAGGUGACGACGAGCACCCAGGAACAAACGCUCAUGAGAAUAGUAGCAGCUCCGGCAGUAACAAUACUAAUUCCGGCACGAAGAUGAACAAUAAGCCCUCCGGCGCGCCGGAGUAUUUUUCCAUGGUUUCGAACGACUCACCGCCACGAAAUCAAGAUAUGGCGUUCUCAAACGUUACAUUCUCAACUGUUGCAUGGAUUUGUGAUGCAAAAACAGCAAUAGGGAAAGGGGCGAGCUUGCAAGUCUCGCAUCACAAAUUUGGCACAGAUUUAGACGCUGCCUAGCCCUUCGAGACUUUCUCAUGCGAAGCAGCUUGAUAGUCUGGAGGCUCAUGAUCAUUUUGCAUGACAAAUCAUGUAACAGUUGAGAAUGUAACAGUUGAGAGCCCCAUACAAGAGCAAGGAAAUUUUGGAGAUUCUCAAAUGAGUCCAGAAGUAAACUCAUCAUCGAUAGCGAACACAGGAGCUGACGAUGAUGGAGCUCCUACUUCUGCAGGUGGACCCGGUGCACCAGCUGCGUCCUCGAGUACCAGCAAGCCGUUUUGCUACCAGACCUUCGUCACUGAGGUGUUGAAGCACCCCAGUGCCACGCCCACGAUACACAACGCCAAGCUGUUUGUGGACCAGGUAAGUAUCUUCAUAUAUUAAUCGUUAGAGUGCAAACUAGCCUUUCUCGGCUGGAUCCCCUUGUACAGCACGACCACGGAACAUUCAGAAUGAAGAAAAUGAAUUUUCUUUGAGGAGAAAACUUGAUGCAAAAAUGAGGCAUGAUGUACAACUACCUCGCGUUUGCAAUCUAUCGCGCCCAAUAAUAAAUAAUGCAGGUGAACAACCUCGCACCGGAAAAGCGCGGUGCAGCCAUCGCAUCCUUCCGAGCUUACAUCCCAAAGCUGCAUGCAAAACUGAUGGAGGCUGAGAUCUAUGAGGAGUAUAAUUUUGAGGCAAUCAAUUUGUGGUGCUUCUUCUUUCUUGUAGAUUGUUGGAAUGAAUAUGAAACUGCGCAAAUCUUAUUUAAGCAUAUUUCUAUGAUCCACCAGACUCCUCGUGGUCCUCUUCUACAUCUAGCAAUUACAUCCGCACCAGGGCCGACGACCAGUCUAAGCAAUACGCGCUCGAAGGGCUGGAAAAGUUUGUCGCGACCAAAAUUUACAAUUCCGUUUUUCGCAUCCAUCCGGAGGACGAUGGUCGACGGGAUCGGAACGUCUCCACAAAACUCACCUCGCUCAAGUGGGUCAAGCUGCACCGCCAUCUCGGUACUACUUAUAUGAAUGCGGAAUGCCCAACAUGUAGUAACAAUAAUGUGGUCGAGCGCAAAAGCAGAUGAACAAAAACUUCUACAAGCAAGUCAGGGUGUGAGUGUCAGCAGGCACGCCAGCAUUAUUACGUAGCAGAAAAAAAAAAUGAAUGUUCUUCGUACGUGUUUCAAUUAAUUUUUCUAUCACACAGACGUGAGCGAAGCGGUUGCCGAGCACCCAAAACUGGAAGUGGCCAAGGAUUUUUUUACGCGGCUGAACGAGUACAAAGCCCCCCGGGACAAGCUGAUCUGCCUCCAGAACGUGUGCAAAGUUCUCCUGACCUGCCUCGAACAGUGCAGUAACGGCUCCUCGGCCGGGGCGGACGAUCUCCUGCCAGUGCUGCUUUUCGUGCUGAUCCAGGUCAACCCGCCGAACUUGCACAGCAAUUUGGAGUUUAUCUCCAAUUUUCACCAGCAGCUGGUCGAGGAGGGCUUGUACUACCUGACUACAGUGAAGUCCGCGUUGGAAUUCCUUCGUUCUAUGGACCACACGGCCCUAUCUAACGUGGACAAGGGCGAGUUUGAGUUUAACUGCGAAGACAUUCUGCGCCCCUUGGGGCUCGCGUUGGAACCCGAGCCGGGGGAACCGGGGUUUCUUGACGGCGGGAAUAAUGGUGGACCGGGAGGCGGAGCGUCGUCGUCGUCUACCCAUGGGAGCAAGGGCAGAAAGGCGGGUGGAAGAAAUAACGCGAACAGGGACAACACUAGUGGUGCAACGAGUUCUAGCAACCAAGAGCAGCAGGGGUCCACACCUUUGAGCUUUCUCGGCGCUGCGAAAAGCAUGUUCAAUCUCGGUGGAGGCGGAGGUGGAUCAUCUUCGGCUUCGAAUAGCAACAAGGACAGUAAGAAUACCGGUAACAUGGCGGAAAACAACACAGCCAACACGACCCCGUCCGGAACGGACCACGGCGAUAUUAGCACAGUCGACGGAACAUUAUCAACGAAUGGCAAAACACCAAGGAGCUCGGCGUCUUCUUCUCAGAAUAAUGCUGGUGCAUCGGAAAACUACAACAGAAGUUCGUCCGGUGGAGCAAAUUAUCAGGGCCGAUCGUUAUCGCACGAGGAAAUCAUGCAAAAGUGUCGGCAGGAGCUGGAGGCCACCCAUCUCGUGGUCCCCUUAGAUGACGACCGGCGCCUGAUGCUGCGGGAGUUUGAGCACCACUUCAACGCGCACAAAAUGGACUCACUGACCAUCCGUGAGGUGCCCCAGCUACUCUCGGAUUACAAGGCACUGUCCCGGUUUUUUCAGAUCCUCCAGAAAACCUACCACGAACAGCUGAAAAGGAAAAAGAAGUGAGAGAAAUGUACGGAGGACGUCAGCCCACGGCGAGGAAGGCAUUUUCUGAAUUCUGUCUUGGCUCUACAUCUCCUUCUCCCAGCAUAGCAUGCGGCCGGACAGACUGUAUGCUCGACAAAUUUUGCAAAUGUUACACGACCUGACUUCGAGGUCAUCGUCAUCAUUCGUCAUGGUAGAAGUACAGGCCAGUGGAAACCUAGCAGGGGAAGGCGAGCCACCAUGGAAGAUAGGGCGAUAAAGCAGCUGAUCAUUUUCUGCUCGUCUUGCUUUUCCUUGCAUUUUCUUUUCGAAGAAAGAGAAACAGCAUGUGAAUGAUGUUGAAAGAGCAUAUUGUUUUUGAUUUUGCGUCAUCAUGGCCUUUCUUCGCAUGAAAUUAGUAGAUGAGAAGAACAGGUCCAGGUGCUGCGCAUCACCUCCAGUUGUGGAGGCUUGAGCAGGGAGAAGUCCAAACUUCUUGUCUUCAGACCUUUCGCUGCAUAAUUCAAUAAGGUUGAAGCGAU